GCAUCGUGUUAUCAGCCAGCCAGAUUACGCUUGAGUUCACGCAGAACCGCAACCUGUGUUAGUGCGAAAUCUCGGCAGCUGCUCACGAGGGCCAGAACAUCCGCACUUCCACAUUCCAAGACUAAAUCCUACUACUGAGAGAAAGGAGGCUGUUGCAGCGGUAACAGCGGUGAUGUUAACAACCAGUCGACUUCCGUAGUCGAUUCCGACACUACGAGCACCGACCACCUGGAAGCUCGCAAUUCCCUCUGGAAGUUGACGUCAUUUGAGGAAGCACCUACCACAUUACAGAUAGUCGACACUGGGAAGCGGACCGGAUUAACCGAUUAACACGGAGUGGUAAAGGGUCCGAGCAGAAUACCAUGGUGUUCCAAUCGGAUUUUAUGGAUGACGAGUACGAGGCGCACAGUAUUCAGCUUGAUGAGGAGACAGGCGAACAUGUGGAGCCGAUCCAGUUCACGUUCGUGGAGGGGCUAGCCACCACAAACGAGGAGACGGGAGAGCCCGAGGCAUUCCGCCUCAAGGAGACUGCGGAGGAGCGCGUGUGCAGUGGGGGUCGGCGCAAAAAGCCCUUCCAGAUUCCGCGCAGCGCCCUGCUGCAGGACGAGGACGAGCCAGACGUGAAGCGGUCCGGCCCGCUGGUCCCCGCCGCACCAACCGUCCCAACCGGUAUCGUCCUCAAACGCCAGAAGUCGUGCAUAAUCGAGGAGCACGUGGGCCGCGCCUCGCAGAACAUGAACCCCGCCGUCUUCCUGCUGCCCACGCUCUUCCUGUUCCCGGCCUGGGCCAGCAUCUUCUGCAUCAUCCUCGAGCUGUGCAUCCACAUGUGGGCGCACCGCAAGAACUGGGAGCGCAGUGAGCUCGUGGGAGCGGGCACCAGCCCACUGCCCGCACUCUACCGCUCGCCGCUCAACACCAUCACCUCGGAGUUCUGCGCCUACUGCCAGUCGGAUAAGCUUAUGGCCACCAUAGGCAAGCUGCAGGACGAGCGCAAGACCAGACUCGACAACAGGAAACUCAGAUACUGCGCCUACGUCGAGCGGAUGAGUGUCGUCACAUAGCGAGCACGCCUCCUCUUGAGAGUCUGAAGCCACUUCAGUUACAUUAUGCACUCCACCAAUACCUGUGUGGUUUCGAACUGCUAUCUCUUUCGAUACAUUAUCUUUUGCAUCACAACUGGUAUAUCGUAUUUGAAAUGUUUUUCUGGAUAUUUUUUGUUGCAAUCCAGCUACGUAUUUCUAAAGAAAAAAUGUUUCUAACCACUGCUACUUUAUUUUGUUGGCAAUAAAGGAAUCUUUUUUUCUUAGUUCAUAGAUUAAGUUCACGACUACAAAGCCUCAAUAAUGUGAAAUAUCACAGUAAAAUUGUUUAUUUCUUCCGUUCAUUGUUAAUUGCUGUGUUGUCCUGCGAAGCUGUACUCAACAUCACCAUCACCUACCUGAAGAACAAUCUGUAAUUGUUUGUAGGAAUGUCCUGCUUUGCAGUUUCCAGAUGUUGCAGAUAUGUCAUGUUGUCAUAUAUUUACUGAAGUAAGCUGCCCAGUAGAGUGUACUCUGUUUUGUUAUUUUACCAGACCGAAGACGGCCAUGUGCCUGAUGCCAGUCCAGCAAUGAAAUAGAAUAAAGACUAUACACUCUAUGGGGCGGUUAUUUUAUAUAAAUGUCAGAUUUUUACUUGAUUAUUUUUAUGCUACUUAAUUCAUUUCUUUAACUUCCACAACAUUAUGCAUUCUUUUCUACACAGGAACUGAGGGCUUACUGAAAAGCGCGUCAGUAUAUAUUAGCAUUGCUUGCAUAGGGCAGUAUAUCGAUUUAAGUGAACUUAAUUUGUGUACUGCUUGCCUUAUAUGAUAUAGUGGUGCUGUUUGGCAUUCUUUGGACAUAUUCGUAAUUAAAGAUCGUUAAUGUUUGUUAAAACAGUGGAUUGAAAAAAAAAACUGAACAGUAGUUUUUUCCUCCUCUGGAUAAUAUGGUACGAAAGAUAAGCUACAUUUU
Schistocerca piceifrons (Central American locust) is the source of this 1994-nucleotide messenger RNA. RefSeq lists its product as uncharacterized. Bases 363 to 1061 code for a protein of 232 amino acids. The transcript has 4 exons. NCBI's taxonomy places the organism in Eukaryota, Metazoa, Arthropoda, Insecta, Orthoptera, Acrididae. The record is from RefSeq and is a predicted model, not a curated record.